Molecule: messenger RNA, 1390 nt
Organism: Musca domestica (house fly)
Lineage: Eukaryota; Metazoa; Arthropoda; Insecta; Diptera; Muscidae
Product: carboxypeptidase B1
Exons: 3
Coding region: 89-1342 (417 amino acids)
Biological process (GO): proteolysis
Molecular function (GO): zinc ion binding; metallocarboxypeptidase activity
Source: RefSeq, a predicted model, not a curated record
AGGUAUAUAAAGCUCAUAUCCAGCGAAGUAGAAAAUCAUUCGACUGUCGAUUCAGUCCAGUUAAUGUGUUCGAAAUACUCCCAACAAAAUGUUCUUUAAAAUCGCUUUAGGCGUGCUGUUCUGCAGCAUUGCUUUGGCCGCCGGGGAAACCUAUGAAGGCUACAAAAUCUACGACGUCAAUGCCAACAAUGCCUUCGAAAAGGAAGUCUUGUUGCGCCUUUCCGCCAAUGACAACUACGAUUUCUUCGAUUUGCCCAAAAUCGCCGACAAGCCAGCCCGUGUCAUGGUCCAACCCGAGGAUCAAGUCGAUUUCGAAACCACUUUGAACAGAUUCGGUCUUUCCUACACCGUCAUCAAUGAAAAUGUUGCCCAGAGCAUUGCCGAAGAAACCGAGCAAAUGAACUAUGCCCGCGCCGCUGUGGACACCAACGGUCGCAUUAGCUUCGCCAGCUUCCAACGUUUUGAUGCCAUCAAUGCCUACCUCGAUGAAUUGGCCAAGGCCUACCCCAGCCGCGUCAUUGUCAAAACUUUGGGAAAAUCCUACGAAAAGCGUGACAUGAAAACCAUUACCAUCACCAACGGUGACGGCAAGACCAACAAGAAGGUCAUCCUCAUGGAUGCUGGUAUCCAUGCCCGUGAAUGGAUUGCUCCCGCCGGUGCUUUGUAUGUCAUCCACCAAUUGGUUGAGAACUACUCGCAGAACGCUCACUUGUUGAAGGACUACGAUUGGGUUAUCUUGCCCGUUGUCAAUCCCGAUGGUUAUGAAUACACCCACACCAGCUCCCGUAUGUGGCGUAAGACCCGUCAACCCGUCACCUCAUCCUGUGUUGGUACCGAUGCUAACCGCAACUUCGACUUCCACUGGGGAGAGGUUGGUGCCUCCAGCUUGUCCUGUGCUGAUACCUUCAAGGGUAAGACCGCCUUCUCUGAACCCGAAACCCAACUUCUACGCGAUUUGAUGCUCUCCUUGUCUGGACGUGCAAAGUUCUAUUUGACCCUCCACUCUUAUGGCAACUACUUGUUGUACCCAUGGGGCUACACUUCUGCUUAUCCCGAUAACGUCAAGGAUUUGGAUGAAGUUGCCCAAGCUGGUGCCUCUGCCAUCAGAUCUUCCACUGGCACCCGUUACACUGUCGGCUCCUCCACCAAUGUCUUGUAUGCCGCCGCUGGUGGUAGUGACGAUUAUGCUUUGGCCAAGGCCAACAUCCCCAUUGCCAUUUGCAUGGAAUUGCCUGCUGGUGGUAGCGGUUUCGAUCCCAAACCCGCCCAAAUCGAACCCUUCGUUACUGAAACCUGGACUGGUAUUAAGGCUAUGGCUGAAAAGGUCAUUGCCAAGUUUUAAAUUUAAAUUACGAAUAGGUGAAUAAAGUGAGAUUAUAAGAAAACGAAA